AUGGAAGGUUUCGAGCGAAGGCUACAAGACCUACAGGAUCAAUUUGAGGGCAAGGUGAGGCCUUCCGCGGAGAAUCUAUUAACCUCCUCGCCCUUCGUGGAUGAAAUUAUAGACUAUCGGGCUCCCGCGGACCUAAAAAUCCCGAAACAUGCCACUUUUGAUGGGACGGGGGAUCCCCGAGAACAUCUGGUCAGCUACCAGGCCAAAAUGCAAGUCUUAGGGGUGGAAGAGCCACUUAUGUGCAAGGCUUUUCUUCCUACUCUCAAGGGGCUCGCCCAAAAAUGGUUUUUGGCAUUGCCAAGCUAUUCCAUUCGAUGCUUCAAUGAUUUAGCCGACCGAUUCCUUACUCAUUACGCCGUGAACAUCAAGCCACAGCGCAAUCUUACCCACUUGAGCGGAAUCAGUCAAGAUGAGGGAGAAGCUUUGAAGACGUAUCUGGCUCGAUGGCAAAAGGAGGUACAAAUUAUCGAGGGGUUAGACGAGCAAGUGGCUAUCACCUUUUUCAUGGAGUCGCUCCGAGCAGGCAAAUUGUUUAUUGAUCUUCACAAUGAUCGUCCUAAGACGUAUGUGGAGGCUAUCCAGAGAGCCAGUCGUCAGGCAGACACGGAAGAGGCUGUGAGACAAAAACGGCAGCGAGAAGCUGCCGGAUCCAGCGCUAAGCAAUCACGACCUGACUCCAGGAGUCGAGCGGAACCUGAGCGUCCUAGUCGCACUGAGGUUCGACGAGGAGCGGAACCUGAGCGUCCUAGUCGCACUGAGGUUCGACGAGGAGCUGAGAGGGUGGGGGCUCCGCCCCCUCGCCUUACCGUGGGAGCUGAGAGGGUGGGGGCUCCGCCCCCUCGCCUUACCGUGGCCCAACCCGUGCAUGAGGUAAAAGAUACCUUGCCUCCCCCUCCGCCUCUGAAACCUGGAGAUCAGCCCGAGAUCCUACCACCGGGACGGGUCCCGACGAAAUACUGUCGAUAUCACCGAUCGACUACACAUACCACGGAGGAAUGUUUUUACCUGCGCAAAGAAAUAGAGGCCAUGAUACAGAAGGGUGCCCCGCCUCCACCUAAUCAAUGGAGGCGACAUCCGCGCUCCGACAAAACAGAUUCGCGCUCCGAUCGAGGAAAACAACCCGCCUCUGAGGAAGAGGAGACAAAUUGGAAGCACAAACCUGUUAUCAACAUGAUAGUAGGAGGACUGGAAGGAGGGGAUUCAUCCGGUUCUCGGAAAGCUUGGGCUCGGCAACUAUACGUGGGGACCAUCUACGGUCGGGAUGAUAGUCUAAAAAAGGUAUGUCGAGAACCCAUUUUGUUUACCGAUGAGGACCUACCCCGAAGCCAACACCCCCAUCGGGAUGCUUUGGUUAUUGCCAUGGACGUCCAUGGCACGGUAGUCCGAAGAGUCUUAGUGGACACAGGGAGUAGCGUGAACAUCUUGUAUCUAGAGGUGUUUGAGAGAUUGGGGUUACAACGUGACAAGCUAAAACCUGUGAAAACACCUCUGGCCGGUUUUACCGGGGACUCGAUUGAGUCAGAGGGAUCCAUACGUUUGCCGGUCGAAAUCGAGACCUUUCCCAACCUUCGAAGCAUAGACAUGGAAUUUGUGGUAGUUAACCUAUCCUGCUCCCAUAAUAUGAUUCUAGGGCGACCUGGGUUGGAGGAUCUGGGUGCUCUCAUCUCCCUAGAGCAUCUUUGUUUGAAAUUCUGGACUCCCAAUGGGAUCGGAGUCGCUCGGUGCGACCAGAAGGCAGCUCGGGAUUGUUAUUUACAAUCCUGCCGAAAGAUUGGGAAAACGGACCUGAGGAUUCACGCUAUCACUAGUCGGGAGGAACAGUUAAAGAGUCUUGACCGACCCGAGCCGGCGGUAGAACUAGAGGAAGUUGAGAUUGACCCCUCGCGCCUUGAGAAACGAGUAAGGAUCGGAGUGGGUUUGGCUGAGAAAGUCAAACAAGAAAUUAUCCAGGAAUUGCAAAAAUAUCAAAAGGUAUUUGCCUGGGGCCCUGAAGAUAUGCCGGGAGUUGACCGGUCGGUCAUUUGCCACCGAUUGGCUGUCAACUCUAACCACAAACCCGUAAUUCAGAAGAAAAGAUACCUCUCGGCGGAUCGACGAGAAUUCGUUAAGAAGGAGGUGGAAACCUUGAUGGCUGCGCAGCAUAUCCGUGAGGUAAAAUAUCCGGACUGGCUUGCCAAUGUAGUGCUUGUGCCAAAGCCUCCCGCUUGGCGAAUGUGCAUGUAUUACACAGAUCUUAAUCAAGCUUGCCCGAAAGAUCCUUUCCCUUUACCAAGGAUCGAUCAGUUGGUGGACGAGACGGCUAGCUGUGAUCUAUUGAGCUUCAUGGACGCCUUCCGGGGCUAUCAUCAAAUCUUCAUGCACCCCGCUGAUGAAGAGAAGACUGCCUUUAUCACCCCAGAUGGGGUAUACUGCUAUCGGGUAAUGCCUUUUGGACUAAAGAAUGCUGGGGCCACCUAUACCCGAAUGGUAGGACGAUUGUUCAGAGAUCUGCUAGGAAAAUCCAUGGCAGCCUAUGUGGAUGACAUGCUUGUGAAAAGCAAAGAUGAAGGAACUCACGCGAGAGAUUUGGCGGCUACCUUUGCCAUAAUGGAAAAAUAA
Molecule: messenger RNA, 2598 nt
Organism: Ipomoea triloba (trilobed morning glory)
Lineage: Eukaryota; Viridiplantae; Streptophyta; Magnoliopsida; Solanales; Convolvulaceae
Exons: 1
Coding region: 1-2598 (865 amino acids)
Source: RefSeq, a predicted model, not a curated record